GAACGUAAAGCACGAUUCGGGGGGAUUGCGGAUUGGGUGUGUUUACUCGUUUGUCGUUUGUCGAUAAGCCAGUCUUGGCCAGUCUUGCGUGGGUUGUUGUGAAUGAACGUCGCGUAGACGAGAAACUGCACGUUUCUCGUCACUUUUUCCUAAUACUCUCUCUUACUCAUGCUUCGAUGAAUCAGUGAGAUAUUGCUAUCAACUCCAGUACGUAAUAACCAGCUCUGUAUCAUUAAAAAAUGGAGCUCGUCGAUUCAAAAAUGUACGUGGCGAUGAUCAUGUGUCUCUUUUGUUUGGGCGUUGUCGGCCAAUACGAAUGGCAAGCCAGAGACGCUUUCGACGAAAUUCGUCUGAGAAUGGAUAAGAUCAAUCGAGAAAAUUGUCCUAUUCAGCAUCUGGGAGACUUAUAUCUACCAGAGGACUCAGUCUCUCAUUUACCUGAUAUCAAAGAUAUUAACAUCAAUCCUGUGUUUCCUAAUAGAACUGCUUUGUUGCAUCUACAUAAUAUGGCUCUUAGUAGAUCUUUCUUUUGGAGUUACAUCUUACAGUCGCGAUUCAUACGUCCAGCGAUCAACGACACAUACGAUCCAGGCAUGAUGUAUUACUUCUUGUCAACCGUUGCCGAUGUCUCUGCAAAUCCGUACAUAAAUGCUUCGGCUAUAUAUUUCUCCCCAAACAUGUCAUAUUCCCCAUCCUACAGAGGUUUUUUCAAUAAGACCAUGCCCAGAUUUGCUCCCCGUACAUUCAGAGCUGAUGAUUUUAACGAUCCCAUACAUCUGGAAAGAAUAUCUACCAGAAAUACAUUCACUAUACAAGAUCUUGGUGCUUUUGCGAGCAGCAGUCUUAGCGAAGAUUAUACAACGGAUUAUCAUCGAAUAAACGAAUGGUAUAAGAAAUGGUUGCCAGAUAAUGUUGAUAGAAGACACGACACUAAAACUACUUAUCAAGUUGAAAUUCGAUAUGCUAAUAACACCAACGAAACAUUUACAUUCCAUGGACCACCAGGCGCCGAUGAAUAUCCUGGACCUGUAAAAUGGACCAGGCCAUACUUUGAUUGCGGCAGAUCGAAUAGAUGGCUUGUGGCAGCAGUUGUACCUAUUGCGGAUAUUUAUCCAAGACACACAGGGUUUAGACACAUUGAAUAUCCAACAUAUACUGCUGUAUCUGUUAUAGAAAUGGAUUUUGAAAGAAUAGACAUAAAUCAGUGUCCUAAAGGGAAAGGGAAUAGUAGACCGAAUCGAUUUGCAAAUACUGCAAGAUGUAAAACAGAAACUACAGAGUGCGAACCAUUACAUGGUUGGGGUUUUCGAAGAGGAGGAUAUCAAUGUAGAUGUAAGCCAGGUUUUAGACUUCCAACGGUAGUACGACGUCCGUAUCUCGGAGAAAUCGUCGAAAGGGCGACUCAAGAACAAUAUUAUAAUGGAUUCGAUUGUACUAAAAUAGGAUGGAUUCAAAAGACGCCAGUACAAUGGGAAAAGGCAAAACCAUACAUCAGAGAAAAAUAUCUCGAGCAAUUUUAUCGCUAUAAAAAUUAUUCUCUUGGACCAGAAGCUUUGAGGACUGAGAAAAUGAAUAUAGAUCAAGCUCUUAAAUUUAUCUUGAGUAUAAACGCCAAAACGUGCAAAAAUUACACGAAAGAAGAAUUAACAUUACGCGGAGAUAUCGGUUUCGCCGCAGAGGAAUUUUUCGAAAACGAAGCAAAAAUGGCGACACGAUUAGCAAACUUUAUUAGCGCGUUUCUACAAAUUUCUGAUCCUCAUGAAGUUUACUCGGGUAAAAGAGUAGCAGAUAGACCACUUACAGAGGAUCAAAUGAUCGGGGAAACUUUAGCUUUGGUUCUUGGAGACACUAAGAUAUGGUCUGCUGGAACAUUUUGGGAUCGUAACAAAUUCACGAAUAGAACAUUCUUUGCUCCAUAUGCCUAUAAAACUCAACUAAACACUCGAAAAUUUAAAGUCGAAGAUUUAGCCAGACUCAAUAACACAGAGGAAGUAUACACUAAAAAGAAUUAUUUCCAAAUACUGAAACAAAGAUGGGCAACGAAUUACGAUGAGCUGGAGAAAUACUACAUGAAAAUAAAAAUUCGCUACAACGAAACUGGAGAACAUUUGAAGAAAUAUGAACAUUACCCGACUUUUUAUAGAGCGGCAAACCUGAACCAUGGUCACUGGACAACUCCGUACUUCGAUUGUAACGGCAAAAUGGAGAAAUGGGUAAUUACCUAUGCAUCCCCAUUUUUCGGCUGGGACAGCUUGAAAGAGAACCUGGAAUUCAAAGGCGUUGUAGCUGUUACUAUGGACCUGCUUCAGCUCGACAUAAACCAAUGCGACGAUGUGUUCUACGCGCCAAAUGCAUUUAAGGGUACUCACAAGUGCGAUAGGAAAACGUCAUACUGCGUACCUAUUCUCGGCAGAGGUUUCGAAACAGGCGGAUACAAAUGUGAGUGCAAGCAAGGUUUCGAAUAUCCAUUCGAAGAUUUAAUUACAUAUUACGAUGGUCAGUUGGUAGAAGCUGAAUUCAAUAAUCUCAUUAACGAUCAAGAAACUAGGUACGACAUGUUUAAGUGUCGAUUAGCGGGUGCUUCGUCGGCUGAGGUCAGCUGGAUGUUAUUACUAGCGUCGAUGGUCUAUUACCUGAUUAAAAGUAAAUAAUGCCGUUUUAUUAUAAUAAAUAGAGAUAUACCAUUAUGCCGUCCGAUUACAAAGACUUUGAGUAUUUUAUUUUAAACUUAUAUUAGCAAUACUACAUUCCGUCCAAUGAUAUUUUAAUCAUUACACUUUUUAUCUCGGAAGAUUAUAGUCAUUUUAAGAGAGUUUCGUAGAAUACAAAAGUCAUAAAUGUAAGAAAUAAAUACAUAAAUUGUAAUUAUAGAUACGUGCAUACACGGCACAUACACUUUAUACGUCCAGUUGAAAUGUACACAAAUGUAUAUUGUCAAUUUAUGUAUUUUAAAAUAUAUUUUAUACCUUUUAUAUUUUAAUAAUACAUUGUAUAUACAAUUA
This is a messenger RNA of Hylaeus anthracinus, 3002 nucleotides long. RefSeq lists its product as uncharacterized. The transcript is spliced from 12 exons. The coding region runs from base 240 to 2651 and encodes 803 amino acids. The record is from RefSeq and is a predicted model, not a curated record. Lineage: Eukaryota; Metazoa; Arthropoda; Insecta; Hymenoptera; Colletidae.